Messenger RNA from Aspergillus wentii DTO 134E9, 291 nucleotides. RefSeq lists its product as uncharacterized. The transcript has a single exon. Lineage: Eukaryota; Fungi; Ascomycota; Eurotiomycetes; Eurotiales; Aspergillaceae. The record is from RefSeq and is a predicted model, not a curated record. The coding region runs from base 20 to 250 and encodes 76 amino acids.
GCGAUACUCGGCACCCGAGAUGCUGCUCGAUGCGUUCUUCGCGGUGUAUUUGAUUCUCGUGUAUAUUGUUGUUCUGGCGCUGUCGACGUCGGUCAGGGAACAUAUGGUGUGUGUGUAUGGGAAUCUGGCUUGUUUGGUUUCGGGGUAUGUCCACCACCACACUAUCUUCAACAUCAACAUUCGAUAUGAAUAUGAGACUAAUAUACUGCCAGUCUCCUCCACGGACACGCAUUUGCCCGAGGCGUCUUGAAGAAAUACAUCACCAACUUCAUCCGCAAAUUCUCCUGUCGU